Tachysurus vachellii is the source of this 3459-nucleotide messenger RNA. It is a transcript of the gene chrm4a, whose product is annotated as cholinergic receptor, muscarinic 4a. The record is from RefSeq and is a predicted model, not a curated record. Gene Ontology annotation, biological process: adenylate cyclase-activating adrenergic receptor signaling pathway; regulation of locomotion. NCBI's taxonomy places the organism in Eukaryota, Metazoa, Chordata, Actinopteri, Siluriformes, Bagridae. Gene Ontology annotation, cellular component: plasma membrane. The coding region runs from base 226 to 1764 and encodes 512 amino acids. The transcript has 2 exons. Gene Ontology annotation, molecular function: G protein-coupled acetylcholine receptor activity.
UCAGUUUCAUUAGCAGUCAGACGGAAUGGCUGCUGUACGCACGAGUCUCUCAACAGCGGCGGUGGCCUCGCAUGCUCAGAGCGCGUAACGGAGAGAGCAGAGUAGCUGGAACAUGAGGAGAGCACUUUUAACAGGGAUAAGGAGAAACUACGCAUUGUGAGCGAACUGGAUUUUUAUGGGUUUUUCCCCAUUUGCCCUGAUAUGCAUUUUUACUAAUCAUGCAACAUGAAUGUAACUAACAGCACUGGAGCGGACGGACCUGCGCCCUGGAACUUUACUGGUUCACUUAGUAACUUGUCAAGUGAUGAUAAUGUCAGCUGUGACAAAAUCAGCACCAAUGGGUCGUGUACAGUUGCUGAGGUCACUGGGAGCCCAUACAAGACAGUGGAAAUGGUCUUCAUUGCCUUGGUUACUGGAUCAAUCAGCUUUGUCACUGUGGUGGGCAACAUCCUAGUAAUGCUGUCUAUCAAAGUCAACCGGCACCUCCAAACCGUCAACAAUUACUUUUUGUUCAGCUUGGCAUGUGCAGACCUCAUCAUUGGUGUGUUCUCAAUGAAUCUCUACACUGUAUAUAUACUGAAGGGCUACUGGCCGCUUGGCCCAGUGGUGUGUGAUCUUUGGUUGGCUCUGGAUUAUGUUGUCAGUAAUGCGUCUGUCAUGAAUCUGCUGAUAAUCAGCUUUGAUCGCUAUUUUUGUGUAACCAAACCACUAACUUACCCAACACGUCGCACAACCAAGAUGGCUGGUCUGAUGAUUGCCUCAGCCUGGAUCCUCUCCUUUAUUCUGUGGGCUCCUGCAAUUCUCUUCUGGCAGUUUAUUGUAGGGGAACGCACUGUAGAACCAGGAGCAUGCUAUAUCCAGUUUCUUUCUAACCCUGUGGUCACAUUUGGCACAGCAAUUGCUGCAUUCUAUCUUCCAGUGGUCAUAAUGACAGUGCUGUACAUUCACAUCUCCUUAGCUAGCCGUAGCCGUGUGUCAAAGCAGAAGCCAGAAGCUAAGAAAGAGAAAAAAGGUUUGAGGUCUGCUGGACUGCUGAGGAGGCACAUACUAAGGCAGAACAACAAUAAUCAGACUCCUCCUAAGCCCAGCCUUGAUUCAUGCAGCACAGCUGAUACCAUGAAAAAUGGACAACUUGAUGAGACCAUGGUCCCAAUUAAAGCUGAUGGCAACAUGCAGCAUGAGGAGAAGGAGAGCUCAAAUGAUUCCAGUACGGCUAGCAUUGCACCCAAAGAAUCCAAGGAAAGAGCCAACAAUGCAAGUGCCUCCCAAAAAGGCUUGACAUCUGGUUCUGCCCAGGUACCCAAACUCAACCCAGUCUCUAAAUGGUCCAAGAUCAAGAUUGUCACCAAACAGACAGGAGAUGAGUGCAUCACUGCUAUUGAAAUAAUUCCCCCAGAAAGUGGCACAGAGGGCCGCUCUAUCCCAAUCAACCGGCCCCGCACAGUGGUACGCAAGUUUGCCAGCAUUGCCCGCAGCCAGGUGAAAAGAAAAAGACAAAUGGCAGCCCGUGAGAAGAAAGUGACAAAGACAAUCUUUGCCAUCCUUCUGGCCUUCAUCAUUACAUGGACCCCAUAUAAUGUGAUGGUCCUUAUCAGCACAUUCUGUCAGUCCUGUGUGCCAGACACAGUCUGGGCCAUUGGCUACUGGCUUUGCUAUGUGAACAGCACCAUAAACCCUGCCUGCUAUGCUUUGUGCAAUGCUACCUUUAAAAAGACCUUCAAGAACCUCCUUAUGUGCCAGUACAAAAAUAUUGGAACCAGGUGAACUGGAUGCUCCACACUGGAUUCUGAUGGAUAAUUGGGUUGUCCCCAGUAUUUUAGGCCAGUGUCUCUAAUGCAUUAAAAUCUGGAAUGUAUUAUGUAUUAUUUUGUGUAAGGCUUUAAUGCUUAGUACAUUGUGCAGAUUCAAUCCAGAUCUUUAAACAAACAAACAAAUAAAUAUAUGAAGACAAAACAAAAGGCUGCUUCUACAUUUGGUUGUAUUAACAUCUGAUCAGGGGAACUCAUCUGCUGCUGGUAAAUAUACUUGUAUAUAAUGUUGCUCUGCUUAUAUCUACUGCCAAGUUCAUCACCAAAUCAUACGAUUUGCAUUAGUUGAGUGACAGGACUGAAAAAGUUCAUUGGUGCGGAAUAAUAAGAUCAUCCAAAACAAGCACAUCAUUUUUUUAAAAAAAAAAAAACAACUUAAAUGUAACCCUGAAUAAUAUUGAUGAACUGUGAAUUCCCAAGAAUUGCUUUUCCCAAAUAGAACCCAACCGUUGUGGUGAAGAACUGUCCAUAUAUAAACAAGCAUGUAUGUAUGUAUGUAUGAUAUAAGUCUGUGGCAUUUUUAAUGGUUAGGGUAUGUAUAUAAUAUAUAACAUGCUUAUAAAUACUCCUACAAAGUAAGGUUUCUUGCAUUUUGUAUGUACUGUGUUUGUACUCUUGUAUUUAAUUAGUAAUUUACAUUUAAUUUCACUAUGUAUGAAAUAUAUUGCUGUCUAUAACCAAAUGUAUCAGAGUUUCACCUAUAUUAUCAUACAGGUAGAGUUCAGGGGAAUAUUUACUGUAUAGCAGGGUGCUGCAAAUAUCUAUUGAAAAGUUUCUCCUGCCUUGUGAGAACACAGCCAGCCUGAUUGUGCCAUUUAAAACCCAACAAAUUGCUGUAUAUUUGUAUUUUCUGAAAGUAAAAACAAUUCACAUUUAUACACAUAUAAAAUAUUGUUGUUCUGGCCAAAGUACAUAAACCUUAGUUAAAACCUACUAACAUGCCGGUUCGCACUACUGAACUAUAUCAUCUAGUGAGCUAACCUAUUUUAAUCUAGCUCGAAAAGGUUUGGGUGGUGGCAUUCCUUGUCUCAUAUUAGUUUUCUUCUAGCAAUAUUAUUAUUAUUUAAUUAAGCUGCCUAUUAGAAGCCUUUGGAAAAAUAUUUAGCCUUAUUACCAGCUUUAGAAGCUAAACACGUUCACAAUUGGUAUUUAAAACAGAUACACAAAUUAACAAACUAUUAUUAAAGCACAAGUUAGAAAAUGUCUCCUGGAUCAUCCGGACAGAAUCCUUGCUUUCCUCCACGUAAGCACUGAUGCCACAGAUCCUCUUUAAUGCUCACUGAACCACCCUGUUUUUUCUGUUUUAAAUAUUACAUGUAAGAAUUAGUACAUCACAGCUAUAUAAUUAAUAAAUACAGUAACUAAUAAGGUACAGGACAGAAAAUUAUUUACAGCUAACUGCUGUUCAAAUGCUUUAGAUUAGAAAGCUGAAAAAUAAAACCAUUAAUUUGGCUGAAUCUCUGGAUUAUUACAGCAGUCCUGCUCUUUUAAGGCACUGCAUUCUUGCAAUUAACAUUCAUGGCACCUCUUUCUAGUGAUAUGUUUGUUAUUUAUCUCUCUAGUUUGUUAGGGUCAUUAAUGGUUUACUUAGAUGCAAAUGGAACAUUGUGGUCUCUAUAAUGCUGGAUAAAUAAAAAUGAGAAAGAUUUGA